AUGCCCCUUCUUUCCCCACUAAACUACAUCAUUUGCAAUCUUAUCACAACCUUGUUCGCUGUUAGUACUGACCAGAUGUUGCAGUGUGCAGCUCCUAGGCCUAUUGACAGAAAGUGCAUGUCCAAUGUUGAAGGUGCUCCACAUUGUCCACGUUGUGCCUCUGCCAACACCAAAUUUUGUUAUUACAACAACUACAGCUUGUCGCAGCCGAGGUACUUUUGCAAAGGCUGCAGAAGGUAUUGGACUGAAGGUGGUUCCCUCCGGAAUGUACCUGUUGGUGGUGGCUGUCGUAAGACUCGACAAGGCAAGUCUAUCAGGAUCAACAGAAAUGGUGGUCAGGUUCAGGUUUCGAUGAAUUAUAGUAAGAGUUCAAGUAGUUUGAGAAAUCACGAGGAGCAGAUGAUUGGAAGCAGUGGUUCCUCCGAUGGAGACUCAGCGAACCAACCAGCUCCCGUUAGUGGCUCGGAGAUUGAUCUGGCUGUUAUCUUUUCACAGUUCGUGAACCAGAGCGCAAGCUUAGACCAGCCUUUUACUCAAGCAUGGCCUAAUGAAGGGGUCGAUCCAUUGGGUGUUUUAGAACAAGAUACCACUGAUUCAUCGAUGGAGUGCCAGGAGUUACCGGUAGUUCAUCAGAGUCUGGAAUCUUAUCUGCUUCAAGAAAUGCCUCGAGUUAAGCAACAUCUAAAAGUGGAUGAUAAUAGCGUCGAGGGAUUUCUGGAAACUCAUCAGAUUAAUGCGUUUGGGUUGCAGAAUUUUUUAGCUGAAGAAAUGGUACAAGAUGUUUUCUGGUCUAAUCAUGCACCAAGCUUUGAUUUUCAACCGAUGGUUCGACUUCAACAAUUCGAGUGCUUCCCAGUUAAUGAUCAGCUAACGAUUUCUGCAAAUUUAAUGGCCGAAAAUUGCAGUGUCUUUGAUCUUUCUGGAUUUGAACUUUUUUCAAAACCUUGAAGUCAAAGUCAAAUUUCC
Hibiscus syriacus is the source of this 966-nucleotide messenger RNA. RefSeq names its product dof zinc finger protein DOF1.2-like. The transcript has a single exon. Lineage: Eukaryota; Viridiplantae; Streptophyta; Magnoliopsida; Malvales; Malvaceae. Gene Ontology annotation, biological process: regulation of DNA-templated transcription. Gene Ontology annotation, molecular function: DNA-binding transcription factor activity; DNA binding. The record is from RefSeq and is a predicted model, not a curated record. Bases 1 to 948 code for a protein of 315 amino acids.